Oldenlandia corymbosa var. corymbosa is the source of this 1458-nucleotide messenger RNA. NCBI's taxonomy places the organism in Eukaryota, Viridiplantae, Streptophyta, Magnoliopsida, Gentianales, Rubiaceae. The record is from the annotation of a GenBank genome assembly.
AAAAAAAAAAAACCCAAUCACUCAUCUCAAUUCUUUUCAUAUUAGCUUUGAAGUUUCAUUCGAAAGCGAUAUAUACUAAUCACACCAUUUCACAUUCAAUGCAUCAUUUUGCACAGGCAAUUCUUUCCAAUUCUCAUUUGUUACUUUUGCUUAACAAAAAUAAACAUUGGCUAUGGCGACCACUGAAGUUGAACCUGAAGCAGCUCGUUAUUCUGAGUCCCUGAAGCCAUGGAUUGAUCAGCUACCAAAAGUUCAGUACGGAGAUAAUUUCACCCUCUAUAAUUGGGAAGGAUUUUGGUAUGCUCCCCGCCAUUUGGAAGCUGCAAAAUCCGUUCAAUCCCACUUCAAAGCUCGGGAUGAUGAUGUGAUCUUAGCUUCUUCCCUGAAAACAGGUACAAUUUGGCUUAAGGCACUUACUUUCUGCAUCAUGGGACCUAAAAUUAGUGACAUAAAUGAAGACCCUUUACACAAAAAUCACCCUGCUGUUUAUGUACAAACGCUGGAGACACAAACUUACAUCACAGAUUCAAAUCCUGAUUUGUCCAACCUUCCAAGCCCAAGGCUUUUCCACACUCACUUACCUUACUCUGUUUUGCCUGAUUCCGUCAAAGAUUCCAAGUGCAGAAUUGUUUAUAUAGUCCGGAAUCCGAAAGAUACUGCGGUAUCCAUGUGGCAUUUCUUUAACACUGUAAAGCCAGCUCCUUUUGAGUUUUUAUUUGAGGGAUUCUGUCACGGGGUUCAUCCAUUUGGUCCAUUUUUUGACCAUGCUCUGCAAUAUUGGAACGAGAGCUUGAAGAUGCCUGAAAAGGUCCUGUUUCUGAAGUAUGAGGAGCUGAAAAAGGAUCCAAAAGGGCAGGUGAAGAAACUGGCUGAAUUCCUUGGAAGGCCGUUUGAAGAUGAAGGAGAAAUUGAUCAAGUUCUGUGGAGGAGUAGCUUGGAAAGGUUGAAGAACUUGGAGGUGAACAAGAAUGGAGUGGAUCCUUGGUCUCAGAUGCCUAAUAGCUCUUUCUUCAGGCGCGGUGUGGUUGGAGACUGGAAGAACAAUUUCACCCCUCAGAUGGAAGAAAGGCUUGAUCAGAUUACGAGGACGAAGUUGGAAGGAUCAGGGCUUGAUCUAACAGUUUGAUUUGAUGAUCAAUCAAUCACUAUUACUACGUUGUUGAUCUUCAGUGAUGGUGGAAAUUGUGGCACUUACAUUGAGUGCGAUUGUGUUUAUGAUUGAAUAAAUCCUCUCCCUUUUGUCAUUUGAUCAAAGUCAUUUUGAUCAUAUUGUGUUACCACUUUCAUUUGUGAGAAAUGAUUUGUAUUUUUGUCUAACAUUUAUAUAUGGUUUAUUAUUGUGAAAUCUCAUUGGAGAUUUGGCUAAAAGUGUGUAGAUUUAUCAUCUUAUUAAGAGAAGAACAAGGAAAUAUGUCCAUAAUAUGCUAAUAAUUAUUCAAGGAACCUAGGAUUUGUGAC